AUGGCCAAGGAAUUCAAGAACGACUACAAGUACCAACCCGGCUUCGGCAACCACUUCUCCACCGAGGCCCUUCCCGACGCACUCCCCAAGGGUCAGAACACCCCUCAGCUCUGCCCCUACGGUCUCUAUGCCGAGCAGCUUUCUGGAACUGCCUUCACCGUUGACCGCAAGCACAACGAGAGAAGCUGGAUCUACCGUAUCCGCCCUUCGGUAUGCCACACUCCCUUCGAGCCCUUUCACAGAAAGACCCAACUUGUUGGCAACUACACCGAUGAGGCCAAUGUCGAUAUCACCCCUAACCAGCUCCGUUGGUCGCCCUUUGACAUCCCCACCGAGCCCACCGACUUUGUCGAGGGUCUCCACUCCAUUGCCGGUGCCGGCGAUGUCGGUGUCAAGCACGGAAUGGCCGUCCUCGUCUAUGCUGCCAACAAGUCCAUGGACGACACUGCCUUCUACAACUCUGACGGCGACUUCUUGAUCGUUCCUCAACAGGGUCGCUUGGACAUCACCACCGAGUUUGGAAAGAUCUUGGUGCACCCCAACGAGAUCUGUGUUAUCCAGCGCGGCAUCCGCUACUCUGUCGCCCUGCCCGACGGCCCAAGCCGCGGUUACAUUUGCGAGGUCUUCAACGGAACUUGGUCCCUUCCCGACCUUGGUCCCAUUGGUGCCAACGGUCUUGCCAACGGCCGUGACUUCCAGACCCCUAUCGCUGCCUUUGUUCACGAGGAUGUCAGGCCCUUCCGCAUUGUCAACAAGUACGGUGGCCGUCUCUUUACUGCCAAGCAGGACCACACCCCCUUCGAUGUUGUCGCAUGGCACGGAAACUAUGCUCCCUUCAAGUACAAUCUCGCCCACUUUAACACCAUCAACUCUGUCUCCUACGACCACAUCGACCCCUCGAUCUUCACGGUUCUUACCUGCAAGUCCGAGAAGCCUGGUACCGCCGUUGCUGACUUUGUCAUCUUCCCUCCUCGCUGGUCUGUGCAAGAAAACACUUUCCGUCCUCCUUACUUCCACCGCAACUGUAUGUCCGAGUUCAUGGGCUUGAUCCACGGCACAUACGAGGCCAAGCAGGGGGGAUUCGUUCCCGGUGGCGCCUCUCUCCACUCAAUGAUGACCCCUCACGGUCCCGACGCCCCCACCUUUGACAAGGCUUCCGUUGAGGAGCUUAAGCCCAUGUACAUUGCCAAGGGCACCCAGGCGUUUAUGUUUGAGUCGUCGAUGCAGCUCCAGCCCACCCACUGGGCUAUUGCCGAGUCUGGCAAGGUCCAGCACGACUACUUCAAGGCAUGGCAGGGACUCAAGUCCAACUUUGACCCAAACUGGAAGCCCGCCAGCCAGUAA
Molecule: messenger RNA, 1344 nt
Organism: Linnemannia hyalina
Lineage: Eukaryota; Fungi; Mortierellomycota; Mortierellomycetes; Mortierellales; Mortierellaceae
Source: the annotation of a GenBank genome assembly